AUGCCAUCACAAAUAGGCUUACAUUUCAGUGGAGACUAUACCCGCGUUAAUAUUUCAGAAAAUGUAAGGAGUGAAAGUUGCCGGACGUGUUGGUCCCGGUGUGUGAUUCCUUUCCGUGCCGAACAGUGUCUACCCAUCUCUUUUCCUUCCUGGCCUGCGUGUUGCGCUAGUGACAGGAUCAUGGCUGCCUUCAAGGGGAUCUGGACGCAGGAGUUUUGGCGUUGCGUCGGGGCGGAGUUCCUGGCCAUGAUGAUCUUCGUGCUCCUCAGCCUGGGUUCCACCAUCAACUGGGCGGUUGAGGAGGAGCAUCCACCCCACCCUGACCUGGUCCUCAUCUCCCUUUGCUUCGGACUCAGUAUCGCCACCCUGGUCCAGUGCUUCGGACACAUCAGCGGUGCUCAUAUCAACCCUGCGGUGACCACUGCCAUGGUGGUGACCCGGAGACUCAGCCUGGCAAAGGCUGUGUUUUAUCUGCUGGCCCAGUGUCUGGGGGCCGUGGUGGGGGCGGCUGUGCUCUACGGGGUUACUCCAGGCUCCGUCAGGGGAGAGAUGGGUGUCACAUCAGUGAACACCAGUAUCUCCGUGGGUCACGCUCUGGUGAUAGAAUUCUUCAUCACCUUUGAGCUCGUCUUCACCGUGUUCGCCACCUGUGACUCCAAACGCAGCGACCUGAAGGGCUCGGCUGCCCUGGCCAUCGGCGUCUCUGUCUGCAUUGGACACCUGUUUGCUAUCCCCUUCACUGGUGCCAGUAUGAACCCUGCUCGAUCAUUUGGACCUGCCAUGGUCACCUGGAGCUGGGAGAACCACUGGGUGUACUGGGUAGGCCCAGUGCUGGGCGGUGUGACAGCCGCAACUCUGUAUGAGUACUUGUUCUGUCCCGACCCUGAGCUGAAGAGACGUUAUACUGAGGUCCUUUCCAAGACUGGCUUCACCUCCACCAAAUAUCGAGAGGUCCAGAGCAGCUUAAGGGUAGACCGUGACCAACUGGCCAAAGAACACCCCUUCACCGUGAUGGAUGUGGAGAGAGCUGAACAGAAGGAGAGGGAGAGGUCAGGGGAGGUGCUCUCCUCUGUAUGACUAGUGAGGUGCACUGGGAGAGAAGACCAGACCACUGUACAGUCCCUUAACCCAUACCCUCCCCUCAAAGAGACUGACCUCUUAUAGAGACUGAUCUCUGCUGGACUGACAUCUCUAAUGCUGACCGACCUAAAGACUUUCUCUUAAGACUGACUUGACCUCCUAUGGAAACUGACUUGCUACGCAAACUGACAGUCAAAGACUGUAGACUGACUAUAGACACAACAAUAGACUUGCCUUCUGUAGAGAUAUAGACAGACUUAACACAUACAGCAUACUUCGUAUGUAGACACUUGCAAUAUAGACACAAACACAGACCAACCCCUAGAUAACAUACAGCAGCGGUCCUCCAUUCUCAGUGUACGUGUUCAAAUCUCCACCCUUUCAACUGGGUGCUCCUCUCUUUCUCUUCUUAUCCUUUAUGGCCUGAAUGAUCUAUAUGAGAUGUUUCUCCAAUAGCUAAAAGAUAUUGAUUUACUAAUUUAUGAGUUUAUAUGUAUGUAACAGUGUUGCUUUCAUCCCUCGCCUCACCCCAACCUGGGCUUGAACCAGGGACUCUCUGAACACAUUGACGACAGUCACCUUAGAAACAUCACGAUCUACAGUUGUAGUCAGAAGUUUACAUACACUUUGGAUGGAGCCAUUAGAACUCGUUUUUCAACCACUCCACUAAUUUCUUGUUAACAAACUAUAGUUUUGCCAAGUCGGUUAUGACAUCUACUUUGUGGAUGACACAAUCAAUUUUUCCAACAAUUGUUUACAGUCAGAUUAUUUAACUUAUAAUUCACUGUAUCCCAAUUUCAGUGGGUCAGAAGUUUACAUACACUGAGUUGACUGUGCCUUUAAACAGCUUGGAAAGUUCCAGAAAAUGUUGUCAUGGCUUUAGAAGCUUCUGAUAGGCUAAUUGACAUACUUUUUGUCAAUUGGAGGUGUACCUGUGGAUGUUAUUUCAAGGCCUACCUUCAAACUCAGUGCCUCUUUGCUUGACAUCAUGGGAAAAUCAAAAUAAAUCAGCCAAGACCUCAGAAAAAAGAUUGUAGACCUCCAGAAGACUGGUUCAUCCUUGGGAGCAAUUUCCAAAAGCCUGAAGGUACCACAUUCAUCUGUACAAGCAAUAGUACGCAAGUAUAAACACCAUGGGACCACACAGCCGUCAUAUCGCUCAGGAACAAGACGCGUUCUGUCUCCUAGAGAUGAACGUACUUUGGUGCAAAAAGUGCAAAUCAAUCACAGAACAACAGCAAAGGACCUUGUGAAGAUGCUGGAGGAAACAGGUACAAAAGUAUCUUCAUCCACAGUAAAAUGAGUCCCAUAUUGACCUAAACUUGGGGACAUAGAUUGUACUUUUUGGAGAAAUGUCCUCUGGUCUGAUGAAACAAAAAUAGAACUGUUUGGCAAUAAUGACCAUCUUCAUGUUUGGAGGAAAAAGGGAGAGGCUUGUAAGCCGAAGAACACCACCCCAACCGUGAAACAAGGUGGCAACAUCAUGUUGUGGGGGUGCUUUGCUGCAGGAGGGACUGGUGCACUUCACAAAAUAGAUGGCAUCAUGAGAAUGAAAAUGAUGUGGAUAUAAUGAAACAACAUCUCAAGACAUCAGUCAGGAAGUUAAAGCUUGAUCACAAAUGGGUCUUCCAAAUGGACAAUGACCCCAAGCAUACUUCUAAAGUUGUGACAAAAUGGCCUAAGGACAAUAAAGACAAGGUAUUGGAGUGGCCAUCACAAAGCCCUGACCUCACUCCUAUAGAUAAUUUGUAGGUAGAAUAGAAAAAUUAUUCUGACAUUUCACAUUCUUAAACACUUCUUAGGGCUGCAGUCCCGUUAACGGGAUCGAUAUGACAACAGCCAGUGAAAGUGCGGGGCGCCAAAUUCAAAACAACAGAAAUCUCAUAAUUAAAAUUAAAACAUAUGUGUAUCUUAUACCGUUUUAAAGGUAAUCUUGUUGUUAAUCCCACCACAGUGUCCAAUUUCAAAUAGGCUUUACAUAAAAAUCACCACAAACGAUUGUUAGGUCACCACCAACUCACAGAAAAAUCCUGCCAUUUUUCCAGCCAAAGAGAGGAGUCACAAAAAGCACAAAUGGAGAUAAAAUUAAUCACUAACCUUUGAUGAUCUUCAUCAGAUAACACUCAUAGGACUUCAUGUUACAUAAUACAUGUAUAUUUUGUUUGAUAAAGUUCAUAUUGAUAUUUAAAAAAUCUCAGUAUACAUUAGCGCGUUACGUCCACUAGUUCCAAAAACAUCUGGUGAUAUUGCAGAGAGCCACAUCAUUUUACAGAAAUACUCAUUAUAAAUGUCGAUAAAUACAAUUUUUAUACAUGGAAAUAUAGAUAUACCUCUCCGUAAUGCAACCGCUGUGUCAGAUUUCAAAAAAACUUUACGGAAAAAGCUAACUAUGCAAUAAUCUGAGACAGCACUCAGAAGUAGAAAAAAUGUAUCCACCAUGUUGGAGUCAACAGAAAUCAAAAAUAACACUAUAAAUAUUCCCUUACCUUUGAUGAUCUUCAUCAGAAUGCACUCUCAGGAAUCCUAGUUCGACAAUAAAUGUUUUUUUCGUUCGAUAAUGUCCAUUAUUUAUGUCCAAGUAGCUACUUUUGUUAGUGCGUUUAGUACACAAAUCCGAACGCUCGUGCAGGUCCAGCCGGACGUCCGUCAAAAACUUCAAAACGUUAUGUUACAGGUCGAAGAAACUUGUUAAACUAAGCAUUGAAUCAAUUUUUAGGAUGGUGUUAUCAUACAUUUUCAAUAACGUUCCAACCGGAGAAUUCAAUUGUCUAUAGAAAUACCAUGGAAAGCAAGGUCGCUAUCAUGUGAAAUGCACGUGACCAGGACCUGGCUCUCUGCCAGACCACUGACUCAAAGAGCUCUCAUCCUGCCCCACAAUACUGUAGAAGCCUAAUUCAAGUUUCUAAAGACGGUUGAUAUCUAGUGGAAGCCUUAGGAAGUGCAACAUAACCAAUAUCCCACUGUGUAUUCAAUAGGGCUGGGUUGAAAAUCGACCAACCUCAGAUUUCCCACUUCCUGUUUGGAUUUCUUCUCAGGUUUUGCCUGCCUUUUGAUUUCUGUUAUACUCACAGACAUCAUUCAAACAGUUUUAGAAACUUCAGAGUGUUUUCUAUCCAAUACUAAUAAUAACAUGCAUAUGUUAGCAACUGGGACUGAGGAGCAGGCAGUUUACUCUGGGGACCUCUGGGCACAUUUCAUUAAAGCUACUCAAUACUGCCCCUGCAGCCAUAAGAAGUUAAUUCAAAUAAAGUGCUGAUCCUAACUGACCUAAGACAGGGAAUUUUUUACUUGGAUUAAAUGUCAGGAAUUGUGAAAAACUGAGUUUAAAUGUAUUUGGCUAAGGUGUAUGUAAACUUCCGACUUUAACUGUAUCACUCCACAUAAGCCACAGUCCUUGCAGAGCAAGGGGAACAACUACUUCAAGUUCUCAGAGCAAGUGAUGUCAUCGAUUGAAAUGCCACUAGCGCGCACCACUAUCUAGCUAGCCAAUUCACACUGCUUACAUGUGUGUAUAAGAUGUGGCAGGGAUAAACAAUGUUCAUGAAUAAAGAUUAUUGGAGGUGGGUUGGACAGAUUUA
Molecule: messenger RNA, 4658 nt
Organism: Oncorhynchus masou masou (cherry salmon)
Lineage: Eukaryota; Metazoa; Chordata; Actinopteri; Salmoniformes; Salmonidae
Product: aquaporin-4-like
Exons: 5
Coding region: 1-1077 (358 amino acids)
Biological process (GO): water transport; transmembrane transport
Cellular component (GO): basolateral plasma membrane; plasma membrane
Molecular function (GO): water channel activity
Source: RefSeq, a predicted model, not a curated record